CCUCGGCAUGACAUUAACUUGAAGUCAGUUCUACUACACCUUAGGUGAAAUUGCAGCUGGACGCAAAUACCAUGGACUCGAGGAAGCUUCGCACCGCAGAGACACUUACAAUGUUGUCAUUUUUGGACAAACAGGCGCUGGUAAAAGUUCCUUGGUCAACUUGAUUACGAAGACGCAGGCAGUGCCAACAUUCUCCAACGCCGGGGGAUAUAAAACCAAUGUAUACGAGCAUCAUAUCGUGACUCAAAACAAGAUAAUCAAGGUACAGCUGUUCGACACGGCUUGUCUUGAUAAGGACUCUAAGGGAACGAUCCCCGACACGCAAGCCCAGACGGAUCUAAAGAAGCUCCUCGGAACUCUUAUGACGAAAGGGGUCAUUCAUCUUCUCGUGUACUGUGCGCAGGGCACAAAGGACGCCUCGACGCUUCAGCACAAUUACAAGAUAAUGGACUCCGAAGUGAAAGGAAGAGUUCCUGUCGUGCUUAUCGUUACAGGACUAGAAAACCAAGAACCGGAAGAGUGGUGGAGGUGUAACGAGAGAUCCAUCUUAGACCUCGGGAUGAACUUCGCUGACCACGCGUGUAUUACCGCGUUGGCCAUCAAUGAAGGUGAUGCAAAUGAGGUCAGGCGGCGUCGCGAACAGUCAUAUCGCGCUGUCUGCAACCUUAUCGAACAGCGUUGCCCACAGAAUGGCACGGGCGUGCCUACCAUUCCUCCCGCAAGGAAGACUAAGAACAUCGUACUCUUUGGGGAGGCAGGUGUAGGCAAAAGCUCAGUCGUCAACCUGAUGGCAGGAAAGGAAGUCGCGGAAACAUCUUCUAGCAUGCAACGCUGCACGCUCCAUUGGCAAGAUUAUGCCAUCGACUUCGAUGGGGAAUCCUAUAAGGUGUUCGAUACCAUGGGCAUCGAGGAAUCGGGACUUGAAAAACAGGACUACCUCGUGGCAGUCGCAAAUGCCUAUAGGUUCAUCAAGACAUUGGAUGCGGAAGGCGGCGUUGAUCUGCUUCUGUUCUGCGUUCGCGCCGGACGAUUCACCACUGCGCUUCAGAGCAAUUACAGAUUCUUUUAUGAAUUUCUCUGUAACAAGAAGGUACCCAUUGUUCUCGCAAUUACGAACCUCGAAAGGGAGCAGAAGAUGGAGGACUGGUGGGAGCGAGAGCAUGGCAUUUUCACUCGAUACCAAAUACACGUCGCUGGCCACGCGUGCAUAACCGCCGCCAAUGAAUUGGAAGGCAUACACCAACAACUUUACAAAGAAUCACGUGUCGCGAUCCGCAACCUCGUCAAGGAGCAUAUUGCUGGCGAGUACAAUCAUGCAUGGACGGGAGGGAACAACGUGUUCGUGUCUUUAGCGCAUGCGCUCAAGGAGAUUCUUGUAAAGAAUGCGCAUAUCAGAAAGGCAACCCUUGCCGGUCAACUCGCGAAGCGUUGUGGCAUGUCCCCAGAAACAGCAAGACAGUUGGCCGAUAUGAUCGAGCAAGAGAGUUCAAAGUGACUGAUUAAUUUCCGUCUUGUCGUGCUCUUGUAAUUGUAGAUAUGUGGCUAGGUGUUUCUUAUUCCUGCUCCUUGAUCACUGUACAGUAAAU
Molecule: messenger RNA, 1586 nt
Organism: Suillus fuscotomentosus
Lineage: Eukaryota; Fungi; Basidiomycota; Agaricomycetes; Boletales; Suillaceae
Product: P-loop containing nucleoside triphosphate hydrolase protein
Exons: 3
Coding region: 362-1495 (377 amino acids)
Molecular function (GO): GTP binding
Source: RefSeq, a predicted model, not a curated record